Gymnodraco acuticeps is the source of this 3102-nucleotide messenger RNA. RefSeq names its product progestin and adipoQ receptor family member IIIa (gene paqr3a). NCBI's taxonomy places the organism in Eukaryota, Metazoa, Chordata, Actinopteri, Perciformes, Bathydraconidae. The transcript is spliced from 8 exons. Bases 126 to 1151 code for a protein of 341 amino acids. Gene Ontology annotation, cellular component: membrane. Gene Ontology annotation, molecular function: signaling receptor activity. The record is from RefSeq and is a predicted model, not a curated record.
GCAGUCUUUGGGCACGGUGGAUGGGUCCGUUGCUGAUGACGUAUCUGGUGAUUUGGAAGAUGUUGUAGCAGGAACUUUAAUAUACACUGCGUUGUUUUAAACUUAAUGGUAACAUACGUUGACAAAUGCGUAGUACGUACUAUAAGCCCCAAAAUGGAACAAACUGCACAUAUACCAAACUGAAAGCUUCAGGUCAGACUACAGCUAUGCCUCAGAAACCACAAAAGAGUGCCCAAACGGCUCACUACAUCGAGCUGGGAAGUUAUCAGUACUGGCCCGUGCUGGUGCCCCGCGGUAUCAGACUGUACACCUAUGAACAGAUCCCAGUGUUUCUGAGGGAGAACCCUUACAUCACCGAUGGAUACAGAGCCUACCUGCCCUCCAGGCUGUGCAUCAAGAGCCUCUUCAUUCUGUCAAAUGAGACGGUGAACAUCUGGAGCCAUCUGUUGGGCUUCCUGCUCUUCUUCUUUAUCGGCGUGUACAACAUGGCCACAGUGCUGCCGGCCAUCGGCGCCUCCAAAGAGGACUACGUCAUCUACUCCAUCGGACUCUUCUGCUUCCAGCUGUGUAUGCUGUGUUCGGUGGGUUACCACCUGUUCUGUUGCCACCGCUCUGAGAAGACCAGCCGCCGUUGGCUGGCGCUGGACUACGCCGGAGUCUCCAUCGGCAUCCUUGGCUGCUACGUCCCCGGAGUCUUCUACACCUUCUACUGCAAUAAUUACUGGCGGCAGGUGUACCUGGUGACGGUCCUGGCCAUGAUCCUGGCCGUGUUCUUCGCUCAGAUCCACCCUCACUACCUCGGCAAGCAGUGGAAGCAGAUGCGCUCGCUCACCUUCUGCCUGGUGGCGGGCUUCGGCCUCAUCCCCACCCUCCACUGGAUCUGCCUCACCGGGGGCUUCUCCUCCGAGCUGGUCCAGGCCUUUGUUCCUCGAAUCCUGGGGAUGUACUUCAUCGCUGCAUUAGCACUCAUUUUCUACGUUUCAAAAGUUCCUGAACGCUACUUCCCAGGUCAGCUCAACUACCUGGGCUCCAGCCACCAGGUGUGGCACCUUCUGCUGGUGCUGAUGUUCUACUGGUGGCACCAGUCGUCAUGUUUCAUCAUGGCGUACAGACACAGCGAGCCCUGCCCGAACGCCCCCCACCACGACUAGGGUGCUGCUGUGCACCAUGGGAUAUCCGACUAUGUCUAACUCUGGUGAACGGCUGCAGAGUAUUCCAGCAUGUUGAGGUGAAAGCAGGGGACACCAGGGACAGACCUCCAGUCCAUCUCCUCAGACGCACACACACUCACCUGUAAGGGUCUCAGCCCCCUGCCUGUGGAGGAAACACCAGAGGGGCUCCCUUAAGGAUGGAAGGGAUCAUGUGUUCAGUGUGUGUUCACAGGACCUCUGUGUGUAGCUGAACAGUCAUAGCAGCUCUAACUCAUUCUUACCACUAUCACCACCAGACCGUGCGUCAAACUACAAAACUCCUUUGCACCGCAAUGUCACACAACCUAAAAAGCAGCUUUAAAUCAUUAAGGUCGCAAGUUAAGGUUAAGUAGCAUUUUCUAUAAGAGUUGUUUAAGUGCCUGUUAAUAAAACAUGUAGCGCUUAUUGAAUUAACUGAUGUACAUUUCUGCCCAACUUUUCAAAUGAACCACCUGUUUUUAAAGAUUUGUGAGAAUAUGAAAAGCAUCCUGCGCCCCCAAAACAACCUAUUCCGAUUUCCAUUUAGUGAUGAUGCUUCUAAAACAGCUUGUUCUGGCAGUUCCAGUAAGUUAUCAAACUAACUAGUAAUUCAUUCAUGUUUAGUUAGAAAACCAAAGACUUGUGUUAUCUUCAUCAGUUUGUGUUACAUUCAGUGUAUUCAUGUUCUCCUUCAGUGUGUGCAUUAGCUGUGUUGAGACAAUCUACUGUUCGAGUCCCAGGACUGUGACGUAUACUGACUCUUUGUACAGCUACUACAAACUAUCAUAAACUGCAGGUGUGUCAGUACCUGGUGUCUGGAUUUACAUUAGUUAUGUGUUGGACUGCACAGCCUUAAUUAUUAAACUGACAUUUAGACCGACUGCAAUGUUAUCUUAAAGUGUUAAAUCCCAGUGUAUUGAACAAAUGAGCAGAAUACCCAAUCACCUACCAGAUACAAGUAUUGUUUUAUUCUAACAUUUCUCCCUCACAUCUUUAUUUUAUUAUUAUACACCCCCACGCAAAGAGAGCCGAGGCCUAUUCAAAUGGAGUGGUACAUUUUGGCCGUUAAACAGAGCUCUGCCUCCAGGUUCUGACUUUAGGCCAGGAGCCUUUUAAAGGAGGACUUUGAAGACUUGAUUGGGCUGUCUUAAUUCAGUUGUUGGGUUUGUAGGCACGCCAGAGACCCAACUGUAUGUGUACGUGAACUGAAAGACUUAAAUACACUUCCAUAAAGUUUAAAAUAAUGCUUUCUACAGAAGUCGGACAUUUUUAUUUGAGUUCUUUUGAGUUUUUUUUUAAUAUUCAAGCACUGAUUUUAAAUGUUAAAUGUCUGUAUCCACAUGUAUUGCAGUUCAUAUUGCAACUUUAAUCUACCAUUUGCAGCAUUGUUAGCCAUUGUACAUUUGUCAUUUAAAUAGUUUGUUUUUGCAAAAUGCUUUUUCUGCCUGCACUGACAUUACCAACUGAGACAAUAACCCUUUAUCUGGCUUAUUCAAGGUACUGUGCAAUGUUGUACAAUGGGAUGGAUUCCAAAAUUCAGCACAUGUUGGAUAAGUCACCUUGACAGAAAUGCUUCAAAUUUCUAAAAUACAAAUGUUUAAGUUCUCACAAACGUAACAGCUGUCAGCUUGAGUCUUAAUGUCUGAAACAUGGCAUGUAAUUACUAUAGGUGUUAAGUGGUAGCAAUCUAAUUUGGAAUUAAAGUCAUUUUUGUGUGAUAGUUAAUGUUUUUAAGUUUACGAUGGAGGAAAUGUCCUCUUGUGUUAUGUAUUUAAAUUAUUCAUUAUGGACCUGCUCUGUGUGUUAUGGUUUCUCUGGAACAUUUUGUCUUUGAAAAGCUCUUAGACUUCUUUUGUAGCAGAAGACAUUUUGUAUCUUGACUUUUCAUAUCGAACUGCUGAACUUGACUCUAAAUAAAAUGUUAAGUGUAAAA